GUACGAUCAAUAACCCAAAACACAAAACAGAGAGAGUAGUAGACUAAGGAAGAUAAUGGAUAACGAGAGAAUAACGGCCGAAAUGGCGUUUAAAGACUCGUCCUCCGCUGUUAUCAGGGUCCGGAGACGCUUGCCAGAUUUCUUACAGUCUGUGAAGCUAAAGUACGUCAAGUUAGGCUAUGGCUACUCACGCAGCCCGGCCACUAUUCUAAUGUUCGUUUUGAUUUUGCCUCUGGCCAUUUCCUUGGUGCUUAAGCUCACCAAUCUGCAACUAGACACCGUGUCUGAGUUAUGGACAAACCAGAGAGUUUUGUUCCACAACCUCAUUAAUACAGAUUUUGCAUGUUACAAGCCGGAUGACAAACUAAAAGUUACUAGAGAGUUUUUCCUAAAGAUGAGUGAAGAUAGUGGAGCAUUCCAGGAGGAGAGUCUCCAGUUUCAGAGACGAAUAAUAUACAGGUCAGGUCUUGGUGACGAGACUUAUCUACCAAAAGGAAUUACGUCCAGACCGCCAACAUUAAGCAUGGAAGAGGCCCGGUCCGAGGCCGAGGCUGUUAUGUUUGGUGUCGUGGAUGCAAUUCUAGACAAAACCGGAAUUAAAGCAAAGGACAUUGGAAUCCUUGUUGUGAACUGUAGCUUAUUCAAUCCAACCCCAUCUCUCUCCUCCAUGAUUGUGAACCACUUCAAGCUCCGAACCGACGUUAAGUCCUACAACCUCGGCGGCGUGGGUUGCAGCGCUGGCCUUAUUUCCAUCGACCUCGCAAAAGAUCUCCUUAAUGCAAACCCAAACACGUAUGCCCUCGUCGUAAGCACCGAAAACAUUACUCUCAAUUGGUACUUAGGCAACGACCGAUCGAUGUUGUUAUCUAAUUGCAUAUUCCGCAUGGGGGGUGCAGCCGUGCUGCUAUCGAACCGGUCACGGGAUUGGGGCCGUUCCAAGUACAAGCUGGUCCACACUGUUCGAACCCACAAAGGCGCGGACGACGAAGAUUACAACUGUGUCUAUCAAAGAGAGGACGAAAAAGGAACUGUCGGGGUUCAACUCUCUAAAGAUUUAAUGGCGCGGGCCGGACAUGCAUUGAAAACGAAUAUCACGACCCUGGGUCCUUUGGUUCUGCCAUUUUCUGAGCAAUUCAUCUUCUUUGUUACGUUGGUGAAGAAGAAGAUCCUGAAGGCGAAGGUGAAGCCAUAUAUACCGAACUUCAAGCUGGCUUUCGAGCACUUCUGCGUACAUGCAGGCGGGAGAGGAGGGUUGGACGAGUUGGAGAAAAACUUACAACUCAGUGAGGGGCACUUAGAGCCGUCGAGGAUGACGCUGCAUCGUUUCGGGAACACGUCGAGUAGUACGUUAUGGUACGAGUUGGCAUAUACGGAGGCAAAGGGUCGGGUUUCAGGGGGCGACAGGGUCUGGCAGAUUGCUUUCGGCGCAGGUUUCAAGUGUAACAGCGCGGUAUGGAGAGCAAUAAGAACGAUUCCAGUGGACGUUUCCCGACAUAACCCAUGGGUUGACUCAAUCGAUAGGUACCCGGUUAAGGUUCCUGUUGCAUAGGAUAUCAACGUGGCAGAGUAUAAGUGGUGGAGACGGUUUACGUCGGUUUCUGUUAUAUGAAAUCACUAUUUUUUAUGCAUACUGAUUAAUCAAAAUAAUUAUUUUAUAUUAACAAAAACAUAUAAUCAAUUAUGUUAAUAAAGUAUGCAAGAAAUCUGAUUCUCUUUUAUAUAUAAUGAGACAGACAGUCCACGUUGUACUAUUACAAUUGUUUUUAAUUUCAGCAUAAAAAGUAAAAUAA
Molecule: messenger RNA, 1790 nt
Organism: Juglans regia (Persian walnut)
Lineage: Eukaryota; Viridiplantae; Streptophyta; Magnoliopsida; Fagales; Juglandaceae
Product: 3-ketoacyl-CoA synthase 1-like
Exons: 2
Coding region: 56-1549 (497 amino acids)
Biological process (GO): fatty acid biosynthetic process
Cellular component (GO): membrane
Molecular function (GO): acyltransferase activity, transferring groups other than amino-acyl groups
Source: RefSeq, a predicted model, not a curated record